Molecule: messenger RNA, 4609 nt
Organism: Eriocheir sinensis (Chinese mitten crab)
Lineage: Eukaryota; Metazoa; Arthropoda; Malacostraca; Decapoda; Varunidae
Product: monocarboxylate transporter 9-like
Exons: 11
Coding region: 175-1905 (576 amino acids)
Biological process (GO): transmembrane transport; monocarboxylic acid transport
Molecular function (GO): monocarboxylic acid transmembrane transporter activity
Source: RefSeq, a predicted model, not a curated record
CCAUCGCCUGUGGCCUCCCAUCACAGCCUCCUCCAAGCUUGACACAACCCAGCCUUUGUGAGACGGUGGGGAGAGUUGUUGGCUAUACUAAUACUGUUGUGCAUUAAGAAAGAACUGAUAGUUACAGUGAAACAACGUAUGUAAAGUGAGUUCGGCGACGGGACAGCGAAGAAAAUGGGCGGUCACCAGAGCAAGAAGCUAGUCCCCAACAGGCCCCCGCCCAAGGUGCAACCGGGGGGUCCUGCGCCCGUUAGGAUGGUGCAAAAGAGGAGCAGGAAGAUGGUGCCCCCCGACGGAGGAUGGGGCUGGAUGGUGGUGCUUGGGGCCUGCAUUAGCUUGUUUUUCUUCCCCGCGGUGACGGUGGCCUACGGCAUCCUGUUCAAGGGCCACCUGGAUGCCAUGGGGGCGACGGCCACGGAAUUCACCAUCAUCGGGAACGGCCUCAGCACCGUCUGGAGUUUUUCGGCGGUGUUCAUGGCUCCCUUGGCCGAGCUGUUUGGUGCUCGUUCCCUCACCCUGCUCGGCGGCCUCCUGGCGUUCCUCACCCUCACCCUCGUCGCCUUCUCAACGAGCAUCGUCUCUUUCACUCUGACAUACACCAUCCUCGGCGGAAUCUCGAGUUCACUCUGCUCCUUCUUUGGUGUCGUUCUUAUUCCCAAGUAUUUUGACAAGAGGAAGGGACUGGCCAAUGGUUUCGUGGUCUCUGUCUCUGCUUUGGGCAAGAUCGUCAUGGCUCCGCUUAUCCGCCUGUUCCUGGAGCAGUAUGGGUACAGGUGGGCGUGCCUCAUGGUGGGCGCCCUCUGCUUCCACACCUGUAUCUCCGGCAUGCUGUACCAGCCCGUGGACUGGCACUUGAUUCCAGAUCCAGAAGACUCCGAGGAGAAGGAACUAGAAGUGAGGCCGCACAGAGUUCGAUCAGCGUCAGGCGAGGUGGAUCAGCGUAGGAGAACGACCGGCGAACGAACCGUUGGCGCCGCUGCUACGCGGGUUAAUGCGGAUGAAGAGGAAGACGACAUUAUCUUCGUGAUGCCGACGACACCCCAGAUGCCCCCGCCACGCCGUAGGGAUGACGAAGUGGUGCUGUUCUCAAGGGCGACACCAGAGACACAAGGAAAGGACAACCAUCCUGACCUGAAAGUCAACAUCCUCAGGAUGGACUCAAUAGCCUCUCUGUACGGCUCCCUGCCCAUGCUGACGCCCGUCGAGGAAAAACAGAUAUUGGGCAACGAAGGUGACGACGAGGAAGAAUCCUGCUGCUCCGAGUUUUUCCUAGUUAAGGUGUUUCGUCUGCUAGACUACGGUUUGCUGCGGGAGCCUUACUUCCACCUGAUCGGCUGGCCUAACGCAAUCUGCAUCGCCGCCUACAUCAACCUCAUGUACGCCCUGCCCGGAUACGUGCUCAGCCUUGGGUUCUCACACUACCAGAGCGCUUUUGCCAUCUCCAUCUACAGCACCUUGGCGGUGGUGUUCCGCUUGGUCAUCGCUAUCGUCUCUGACUACUCUUGGUUCCCCAGUGAGGCAGUCUACACGUCCGGCUUCGUCCUCGCAACUCUCAGUGUCGGAAUGAUGACUCUGGUGCACAGAUACGAGUGGAUCGUGACGUGCGUAGCCGUGAACGGCGUUGCUCUGAGCAUGAUCCACGUCAACAGCAUCCACGUCAUUGUGAACUACCUCGGGGCGGGCAGGUACGCACAGGUGAUCGGCUUCUUCUCCCUGCUGAACGGCCUGAUGAUGGUGAUCACGGGGACCAUUGCAGGUUUACUACGUGACUACACCGGCAGCUACUCCGUCACCUUCUACUGGAUCACCGUGGUCUUCGGCGCCUCGGCCCUCGUCUGGAUCAUCCGGUAUUGCUACAAGGCCUUCGACGGCAAGUACAGGAAGGUUCCCAGCAAUACCACGUAACCGCCCGCCCACACUGCGCUCGCCCACACCACGUAACCUCCCGCCUACACCACCUAAUCGGCCGCUCCCACCACUUGACCGUCAGCCCACACCACUUGACCAGCUGUCCUCAUCACUUAACCCCUUUCGCCUAAACCACUCACGCUUACCCACACUCCUUGACUGCUUGUUCACACCAGUAAACAACCUCAACCAUACAAAGUAACCUCACGCUCUCACCACUUCAUCGACAGCCAAUAUCAUAAGAACAUAAGAACAUAAGAACGUAAGGAGUCUGCAAGAGACCGGUUGGCCUAUACAAGGCAGCUCCUGUACACUCAACCCCACCUUACCUUAUCAUCCAUGGCUUUAUCUAACCUCUUCUUGAAUGUAUCUACGGUAUUGGCACCCACAACAUGGCCCCCAAGCCUGUUCCAUUCGUCCACCACUCUAUUGGUGAACCAAUUCUUGCCUAUGUCUUUGUUAAAUCUGAAUUUGUCUAACUUAAAACCAUUGCCACGCGUCCUACCUGGCUCUUUUACUCUCAAAAUCUUAUUGACAUCCCCUUUAUUAAAUCCCUUCAUCCAUUUAUAGACUUCGAUCAAGUCUCCUCGCAACCUUCGCCUUUCUAGCGAGUGUAGAUUUAACUGCUUCAGCCUGUCUUCAUAAGGCAAGUUUCUCACCCCCUGAAUCAUCUUUGUCAUCCUCCUCUGUACAGAUUCUAACAUCUUGAUAUCCAUUCUAUAGUAGGGGGACCAGAACUGAACUGCAUAAUCGAGAUGUGGUCUAACUAGUGCUAAGUAAAGUUUGAGGAUGAUUUCAGCGCUCCUGUUGCUUACGCUCCUUGAGAUGAAACCAAGUACUCUGUUUGCCCGAUUUUUAGCCUGAAUACAUUGAGCCCUAGGACGGAGGUCAGCGCUCACUUGGACUCCUAAGUCUCUCUCACGCCCAGACCUACUUAGAGGAAGGCCAUUUAAGGAGUAAUUGUGUGAAGGGUUAUUCCUACCUACACUCAGAAUGCUACACUUCCCGACAUUGAAUUCUAUCUGCCACUUCCCCGCCCAAUCAUAUAGUCUGUCAAGCUCAUCCUGGAAAACGGUAACGUCCCUGUCUGAUUGGAUUACUCUACCGAUCUUGAUAUCAUCUGCGAACUUGCUGACAUCACUACUAAUUCCUGGGUCCAAGUCACUGAUGUAAAUAAUAAAGAGCAGAGGACCCAGCACUGACCCUUGUGGGACGCCACUCGUAACACUGCCCCAUUCAGAUUUGUUACCAUUGAAUUGCACUCUCUGCUUCCUGCCACUAAGCCACGCCCUGAUCCAGUUAAAAACUUUCCCAUCUAUGACGUGAGCCUGUAAUUUUAGUAAUAGCCGGUGAUGGGGAGCUUUGUCGAACGCUUUACUGAAAUCUAGAUACAAUAUGUCAUAGUUUUCAUCUCGGUCAACCGCCUCGAUUACUUUAGUGUAGAAGGACAACAGGUUAGUAAGGCAAGACCUACCCUUUGUGAAUCCAUGCUGAGAAUCAUGAAUUAAACUAUGCUUUUCUUUCUUUCCUACAACUGAUGUUAAGCUAAUUGGGCGAUAAUUUGAGGUGGCUGACUUGUCUCCCUUUUUGAAAAUCGGCGUCACAUUAGCUACUUUCCAUUGAUUGGGCACAUACCCAGAAUUUACCGACAUCUUAAAGAUAUCGGUAAGCGGGCCACUGAGGACCUCCUUGCACUCUUUCAGCACCCUUGGGAAUACUUCGUCUGGGCCCGGCGAUUUGUUUUUCUUCAACCUACUAAUCUCAGCCUGGACUACUUGCCUAGUGAUGAUCACAUCCCUCAACUUGUCGUUCCCUUCGCCCUCAUAUACCUGAACUCUCUCCUGAAUGGUUGUUAGAUUUUCCUGCGUGAAAACUGAGAGGAAAUAGUCAUUCAUCAUUUGGCUCAUAUCUUUUCCAUUCUCAGCGAGCUCACCUGUGUUAGUUUUCAACGGUCCAAUUUUGUCCCUUGUUUUCGUUCUGUACAAUUUGAAGAAGCCCUUGGGAUCGCUCUUGGCCUCGUUGGCUACCCUAAUCUCAUAAUUUCUUUUUGCUAGGCGGGUGUUCCUCUUCACCGACCUGACUAGCUCAUUAUACCUACCCCUGAAGUGGGUUUCUCCGUUUUUUAUUUUCCUAUAAAUUCCCCCAACCACAUCGCAACUACCAGGCCAUAUCCCUACAUAGUCUUGUGGAGGCUAAUCAAAUGCUUGCCCAUGCCUUCCCACACUAAGUCGACACAUAUGAACACCCCUUAGCUGCAUCACCCAUGCCGCUUGUCUGCCAGUCUUUUCACUACACUCCCUUCUUGUCGCUCCGAAAGGAUGCCGGGGUCUUAUUUUUUUUUCUUUUUAGCAUCGCUUUUCUUAUUGAUACAGAUUAUUCGCGAGGUUAAAGUAUAAAUUGCUGAACCCAAAUAUUGUGUCAUGUACCGAUUACUCGGUGAUAGUAAAGUCAGUGAGUCAGACAACAAAGUCAAAGGGCAGAGCGUUGGAGCGGUCACACAAAGGGGCGACACCUGGCCUGGCAGUACGGUGCAGCUGUAUACAUAUGCGCUGCUGCCGGGGGGUCAGCAGACACGAAUGGCGACACCUCGCCCUGCUUCGACUAAUUUGUAAGUUAUGAACCAUUUAGUUUAAGCUCCAUAUAUAGUCAUAGAUCUGGUUGACUAGGUAGUGUUUGUCAGUCUAAUAAAGUUUGAUUUUUU